AUGUCGAGCACCGGCGAUAACCCAUAUGAUGCAACUAGCAUUGCUCCUCGAGGCGGUGUUCAAGUGGAGCUUAACUUUUAUGAGCCGCCUGCAGAUGGGUCCCAGCCAUUUCAGUAUGCCGGGGAUCCACCAGAGGGUGUUCCAGCAUUGAACUAUGGGCAACCAGCGCUCCAAGUUCAACUACAUGACAUUCGCGGAAAUGAGAGCGAGUAUAACCUUGACAAAGAUGCCUUUCAAGCCCUCUUUAACGUGCUAUCAAAUACCCCAUACGAAACAUUUCUCUCUGACGAAGCCGUAAAACGCGACUUCUACACCGAGGUCGAACGGCUCCUACUCGAACAUAUCCCUGGAGUCCACCGGGUCAUUAUCUUCGACCACGUCAUCCGCAUGGAACACAAAGACAGAGACAAUACAGCCAGCAAGCCGCUGCAUACAGCCCAUGCAGAUCAGACGGCGCGAGCAGCCGCUGCCCGCGUGCGACUGUCUGUUCCCGACCCGGAAGAAGCCGAGAGCUUGUUCCGUGGACGCUAUCGCAUCGUCAACGUCUGGAAGCCACUGAAGGGGCCUGUGCAAUCUUGUCCGCUGGCGUUUGCGAGCGGGUCUUCAGUUAAGCCCGGGGAGUUGGUUCCUAUUGAGUUCCGGUUGCCGCAUCGCACGGGCGAGAUCGUUGGGGUGGCAUUUAGUCCGAGCCAGAGGUGGAUGUACUGGUCUGGAAUGCAGACGAAUGAGUGUUUGCUGUUGAAGUGUAAUGAUUCAAAUGAGGACGUGGCGAUGCAGGUGCCUCAUUCUGCGUUUGAUGAUCCGAGGACUCCGGUUGGGGCUUCGGGGAGGGAGAUUUACGAGGCAAUUGAAACCGACGUUGAUAAUGCAGUCGCUGCAGCGAAAUCCGCCUCUGCUACCUGGAAAAAGCUAAGUCCGGGCGAACGAGGAGUCUGCCUCCGCAGUUUCGCCGACCUCAUCGAAGAAUCUCAAGAGGAGCUGAAAACUAUCGAGGCUAUUGCUUCGGGAAAGCCGGUAAGCCAGUUCUUCGAGGCCCAGGCCGCGGCAUCAUUCUUCCGAUAUUUCGCCGAGGCAGGAUGGAAUGCCCAAGGAACAGCGAGCCUUAAUACUCCUGAUCAUGUCAAUGUUUCCGUAAAGCAGCCAUUCGGAGUCGUGGCUUGCAUCACACCUUGGAAUCUCCCGAUCCUUCUGUUUGCAUACAAGGUGGCGCCGGCGCUGGCGGCAGGGAAUACAGUCGUGCACAAGAGUAGUGAGAAGGCUCCACUAUCAGCGUUAUAUUUAGCUACCCUGGUAGAUAAAGCAGGAUUUCCGCCUGGCGUAUUGAACAUGAUAUCGGGAUUUGGAACGCCGGCCGGCAGUGCCCUGGCGUCACAUAUGGAUGUGCGCUGUUUAAGCUUCACUGGGUCUUCUCUCACAGGACAAAAAAUUCAAAUGGCAGCGGCGAGUUCCAACAUGAAACACCUGCACUUAGAGCUCGGGGGCAAGUCACCGGCAUUGAUAUUUCACGAUGCAGAUCUCCAAGCCGCGGCGGAGCAAACGGCAGCAAGUUUGACAUUUCAGAGCGGGCAGACCUGUAUAGCAAAUUCUCGGAUCUACGUCGAAGACUCCCUUGGGGAGGAGUUCAUUGCCUUGUUCAAGGAGGCCUUCACUUCUUCUCGGAUGGGCAACCCGCUUGACGGCGAUACCUCGCAAGGGCCUCAGAUCGAUUCUACCCAACGAGAUCGAAUCGAAUCAUACAUUAAUAUCGGGAGUCGAGAUGGCAUGUUUAUAUCUGGCGGAAAUGUUGGGCCUGGACUUUUUGUCCAGCCGACCAUCUUCGAGAAUGUUCCCGAAAGCUCUCCACUGAUGCAGGAGGAAGUCUUUGGUCCAGUGGUCGUGAUUAACCGCUUCAAGUCCGAGACCGAAGCGAUUUCACGUGCUAAUCAAAAUGAACUUGGUCUUUACUCGUCAGUAUUUACUAGGGAUAUCGAUAGGGCAAUGCGUGUUGCGAGGCAGCUGGACGCUGGGACGGUGGCGAUCAAUUGUACCAGUCCAACAUUGGCCUCGGAUAUGCCAUUUGGUGGCUGGAAGAGAAGUGGACUUGGUCGAGAAGGAUACAUGGAUAGCCUGGAAAGUUUCCUCGAGACAAAAACAAUUCUCAUGCGUGUUAAUUCCUAG
This is a messenger RNA of Aspergillus affinis, 2157 nucleotides long. RefSeq names its product aldehyde dehydrogenase. NCBI's taxonomy places the organism in Eukaryota, Fungi, Ascomycota, Eurotiomycetes, Eurotiales, Aspergillaceae. The record is from RefSeq and is a predicted model, not a curated record. Bases 1 to 2157 code for a protein of 718 amino acids. Gene Ontology annotation, molecular function: aldehyde dehydrogenase (NAD+) activity. The transcript has 3 exons.